AUGGGCAUGUGGUUCAACUACACCUUUGGCCUCAACGAGGCUAUCAACAGCCUCUGUUGCCCACCGGACAACGCGACGAACGUCGGUGCGUGGAGUCACUGCGCCGUCGCCGUAGGACCCUACAACGGCACCGCUGAGAAGGACAUGACGAGCUACAAGGUCGGCGGCUGUUUUGCAGAGCACAACGUAACCGAUAUCAGGGUGUAUCUGCAGGACAAGCCUGAGGGGCCACCCUCCGCUGCGCCGCGUCUUGUUUCGAAGCCGUUCGGUGUGCUAUCCUUUGUCCUCCUCACUCUCGCCUUCACAUCUGGCACGCUAGCCCAGACGGAACAGACACGACCGAACCAGAACGAUGAGCUAUCCCAAGAGGUCUUUGCCCAGGACGACAAGGACAACGAUCUCCUACGCAAGUAUGGUACUCUUGCUAACACCCCGAUGUGCACGCACUUCGAGCCCGACUCUCCCGACAAAUGGAGAAUGGACUCGACAAUGCCGCCCAUCAGCUACGGGCAGGGGACUCCGGUGUUUGCAGCCGGCAUCGACGACGGCACGCACACGGGCCGGUGGUUGAACGUUACCUGGUCCGCUGACGUUCCCGUCACAGGCGACUGGGAUGCGCUGCAGGAGACGCUGAAGAAGAAUCUGCCGCAGGACCGUUUCGACCGUCUCAGAGCGAGGGUUUACGUCCCCUCCGUGCCCGACAUGUUCUUCUUCCCCCAACAUCCGGCUAGGACGGGUCGGGUUGCUGUCUCAAGUACGGCGGUCAUGGUCCCGGGCACGUUCUCGCAGUGCAAUACUACGGAACCGACGCAUCGAGGAAAUGUCCGUGUACCUUACGAGGACGGAGUGUUCUUUUUCGCCGCUAGCCUGCCACCUACGAGCAGUAGGUGA
Molecule: messenger RNA, 891 nt
Organism: Trichosporon asahii var. asahii CBS 2479
Lineage: Eukaryota; Fungi; Basidiomycota; Tremellomycetes; Trichosporonales; Trichosporonaceae
Exons: 1
Coding region: 1-891 (296 amino acids)
Source: RefSeq, a predicted model, not a curated record